Molecule: messenger RNA, 1924 nt
Organism: Phragmites australis (common reed)
Lineage: Eukaryota; Viridiplantae; Streptophyta; Magnoliopsida; Poales; Poaceae
Product: protein HOTHEAD-like
Exons: 5
Coding region: 1-1776 (591 amino acids)
Molecular function (GO): flavin adenine dinucleotide binding; oxidoreductase activity, acting on CH-OH group of donors
Source: RefSeq, a predicted model, not a curated record
AUGGCCACCGAUCAGCUCUUCAUCACACGAACACUGGUCGCCUUUGUCGCCACAAGCUUCUUUGCAAUCCUAUGCAGGUCGCCACAAGCACGAGGCAUGAACUACACGUUCGUUAAGGACGCGGCGCGGGCGCCGGAGGUGUCGUACUACGAUUACAUCAUCGUGGGCGGCGGCACGGCCGGGUGCCCGCUCGCCGCGACGCUGUCGGAGCACUUUCGCGUGCUCCUGCUGGAGCGCGGUGGAUCCCCGUACGACGAUGAGCGCAUCGGGAACAUGACCCGCUUCUCGGACACGCUGUCGGACACCUCCGCGGGAUCGCCCGCGCAGCGGUUCGUGUCCGAGGACGGCGUGAUCAACUCUAGGCCGCGGGUGCUGGGCGGCGGCAGCUGCAUCAACGCCGGGUUCUACACGCGUGCCAGCGACGAGUACGUGCGGGGCGUCGGGUGGGACCUGGAGGCGACCACGGCGGCGUACCGGUGGGUGGAGGACGUUGUGGCGUUCCAGCCGGAGGUGGGCCCCUGGCAGGCCGCGCUGCAGAGGGGGCUGCUCGAGUCCGGGAUCGCACCGGACAACGGCUUCACGUUCGACCACGUCGACGGGACCAAGGUCGGCGGUUCGAUAUUUGACGCCGACGGGCGGCGGCACACGGCCGCGGACCUGCUGCGGUACGCGCGCGCCGACAGGCUUGACGUGCUGCUCCGGGCCAGAGUGGCCAAGAUCUUGUUCAAUGUCAGAGGGAGCCGGCCGGUGGCGCACGGGGUGGUGUUCCACGACUCCGAGGGGCAGAUGCACAAGGCGUACCUCAACGCGGGCCAAGGCAACGAGAUCCUCCUCUCGGCGGGCGCCAUGGGCAGCCCGCAGCUGCUGAUGCUCAGCGGCGUCGGCCCAGCCGACCACCUCAACAAGUUCGGCAUCACCCUCGUGCACAACCAGUCCGCGGUCGGUCAGGGCAUGUACGACAACCCCAUGAACGCCGUCUAUGUGCCGUCGCCUACCCCGGUCGAGGUGUCGCUCAUCCAGGUCGUCGGCAUCACCGAGGUCGGGAGUUACAUUGAGGGCGCCAGCGGCUCCAACUGGGGCAUCCGGCAGUCGGGUUCUGGCGGCGGCCAACGGCCCCACAACUUCGGCAUGUUCUCCCCACAGACGGGGCAGCUAGCCACGGUGCCCCCGAAGCAGCGCACGCCGGAGGCCAUAGCGCGCGCAGCGGAGGCGAUGAGCCAGCUCAACGACACGUCCUUCCGCGGCGGCUUCAUCCUGGAGAAGAUCCUCGGCCCGCUGUCCACGGGCCACCUGGAGCUGCGCAACCGCGACCCCGACGACAACCCGGCGGUGACGUUCAACUACUUCUCGCAUCCCGAGGACCUCCGCCGCUGCGUGGCCGGCUUGUCGGUCAUCGAGCGCGUCAUCCAGUCCGAGGCCUUCGAGAACUUCACGUACCCCUACUUCUCCGUCGAGGCGCUGCUCAACAUGACGGCCGAGUUCCCGGUCAACCUGCUGCCCCGGCACGACAACGACUCCAAGUCGCUGGAGCAGUUCUGCAAGGACACCGUCAUGACCAUCUGGCACUACCACGGCGGCUGCCAGGUCGGCAAGGUCGUCGACACCGAGUACCGAGUGCUUGGCGUCGACGCGUUGCGCGUCAUCGACGGCUCCACGUUCAAUGCCUCGCCGGGAACCAACCCCCAGGCCACCGUCAUGAUGCUCGGCAGGUAUAUGGGAUUCAAAAUCCAAAACGAAAGGUUGAAAGCUGGAGCUACAGGGGGCAGAAAACUGUAAUUCAUCCAUACAAGUUACCGGGCACAUUUUAGUAUCUAUAUUGCAGUAUGUAAUACUUGAUUCAAUAUUCAUAGUGUGAUUCUGAUAAGUUGCACAUAUUGUCGGAAGUGUAUCAUGGGUGUUAUUACUAUUUGCUACUAUGUGUAUG